Molecule: messenger RNA, 2403 nt
Organism: Penicillium concentricum
Lineage: Eukaryota; Fungi; Ascomycota; Eurotiomycetes; Eurotiales; Aspergillaceae
Gene: pabA
Product: aminodeoxychorismate synthase pabA
Exons: 1
Coding region: 1-2403 (800 amino acids)
Biological process (GO): L-tryptophan biosynthetic process
Source: RefSeq, a predicted model, not a curated record
AUGGUACCAAUGCUAGGUGAUUGGGAUGCCCCAGAUAAGGAAAACACAGUGCCACAACUUGACCCUAGCUCUUCGACUAAGAGCGUUCUGUAUGUUGAUGCCUAUGACUCAUUCUCCUACAAUGUUGUCGCCAUGCUGGAGGAGACACUGGGGGUCAAGGUCACAGUCAUGACCAUCGACUCAGAAUGGCCAGAUUCCAAUAUGAACGAGUUCCUCCAGCACUAUGAAGCUGUCGUUCUUGGGCCAGGACCAGGAGAUCCCAACGUGCCUACUGAUAUCGGCAUCAUGAGAGACAUUUGGAACCUCCAUGACUCAGAUCUCCUUCCUGUUUUUGGUAUCUGUCUGGGCUUUCAAAGUCUUUGCCUUCAUAACGGCGUGCCUAUCGAGCGGCUCCCGUACCCCAUUCAUGGUCAGAUUCACAAGAUCUCCACGUCAGCGAAGGAUAUCUUUGAACAUAUACCGGAGGUAGAGGUGACGCUUUACCACUCACUCUAUGCCAACUCCGCUUCUUCAAAAUCCACCGAUUUAGAAUACUUGGCAUGGUUGUCUCUAAAUGAUCGCUCGAAGACACAGAUACCCAUGGCAGUUCGCCAUCUCAAGAAGCCAUUCUGGGGUGUUCAGUUCCACCCGGAGUCCUGCAAAUCUGAAAUCAAUGCCUGCCAGGCACUUCUCCGAAAUUGGUGGAGGAUGGCUCUUGGAUACAACAAGAUUGUUGGGCGCGGGGGAUAUUGUUCCCUGCCUAGCACAGUCAUCAGCCCCCUAACAGCCCCCAGUCCAUUCCCUGAUGCUGCCUAUGAAAUGCUCAACUGGAGCCAGUCGACUUCGAAAAUUUCGACUUACCGGUCCCUUAACCGGUCUGACUUGACCGCAGAGGAUAUAAGUGAACUUUUCAACAAACCAGGUUCGCCGGCAGUCCUCUUCCAAUCCAAUGGCCAAUACAACAUCGCUUCGGUGCCGAGUCCUGGCUCAUGGCGGUUUGAAUACAAUGUUGAGACACAUAAACUUCGAUUGCUUCAGCUGGAUGGCGACUGCAAAGAGGUUGAAAGUUAUGUUACCGUUGCUCAAUUGUGGGACGCCUUAAGGUAUUUGAUGGAAAUGAAGAAAGUUGAUUCAGGGAACUCUCAGGUGCCAUUCUGGGGUGGCUUCCUGGGUUAUCUCUCCUACGAACUGGGUCUCACUUGUCUUCCCCACCCAGGCCAUGCGCAGGCUUCUGAGUCACCAAGGCCCUCCAGCACCGGGGAAUCUUCAUCUGAUCCCUCCUUUGCGGAUCCACCAGAUGUCAGCCUUCUCUGGUGUGAAAGAAGUGUCGUGGUUGACAAUACUACUGGCGCCGUUGUCAUUCAAUCCACUCGCGGUGAUGAUGCGGGUUGGCUUGAUGAGACCCUGCAGCAGCUGCAAGACUUCUCGGACAACGGUAAUGAUACAUCUGUGGACCGGGGCUUGGAUUCAAUUCUCCGGGAAAGCAAAAUUCAGUUCCCCGAGGAAAAGGAGUACAAACGGCAAAUCGGGUCAUGCCAAGCGGAGCUGGAAGCCGGUGAAUCUUAUGAGCUAUGUCUAACCUCUGAGACGACCAUCACCCUGCCAGUUCCAGAAGUGGAGUCGGAUCGUUUGAUGUUCCCCUGGAAGCUGUACAAGCGACUCAAAACAUACAACCCCGCUGCAUUCAGCGCCUUUGCAGAUUUGGGAGAUACGAAGAUUGCGAGCAGCAGUCCAGAGUGUUUCCUCAACUGGGACCGUGAGUCAACAGUGGAGAUGAAGCCAAUGAAAGGCACAGUCCGAAAGUCCCCAGGCAUGACCAUGGAGAAGGCCUGUGAGAUCCUCGGCUCCACGAAAGAGAUGGCCGAGAACCUGAUGAUCGCGGAUUUGAUCCGGCACGAUCUGUACGGCAUCUGCGGAUCAGGUGGCGUCCAUGUUGAGAAAUUGCUCGAGGUCGCAGAUUACGGCCGAGUUUACUCAAUGAUCACUCAUAUCAAGGGCAAGAUCCGCCCCAACCACCCUGGAUUCGCUGUGCGACAUAUGUCUCAGCUGAAUACCCCCAACAUGUCCGUCCACGGCCUGACUACCCUCCAGCGGUGCCUCCCACCGGGUUCCAUGACUGGUGCGCCCAAGGAACGUUCUUGCAUGCAUCUUCGUACGAUCGAAAAUCGCAAGCGUAGCAUUUACUCCGGUGUAAUGGGUUUCCUGGACCUUGGCGGCGGUGGAAGCUUCUCGGUUUUGAUCCGCUCGGCAUUCACUUGUUACGGUGGUCGAGAUUACACCGAGAAUAAGCAGCAGACCUGGCGAAUUGGCGCCGGGGGUGCUAUUACCACACUCAGCACAGCGGAGGGCGAAUGGGAUGAGAUGUUGACCAAACUACGUGUAGUUUGCAACGUCUUCACGCCGCUUGAUGCAGACGAGAAAUAG